AGCAUUAUUAUUAGUAGUGACUGGUGUGUACCGAAACGGAUUGCAAUUGCGGAGUGCUAUCGUAUACAAUACCCUGCCCAACUCUCUCAUCCAUCCGCAAACUGUAUUGAUAAGGAUAGCCUCAGGUAUCUCCAUAUUGUGAAUCGGUGUGACUUAUGCAAGGGUGGUUUGGAGACAAUAUCACACCUUUUUUUCCUUUGCCCCUUUACUUGUAAGGUAUGGCAGCAUAUCCGGAACUGGAUGGGACUACGGCAUGAGAUGACGACAAUGCUUAGCGCAGUCAAAUGGAUCACAAAGACGCACAAAGGUUCGAAGUUGAAGGCUAAGGCAGCUCGAAUUGCGUUUUGUGCGACUGUCUACUACAUUUGGCAUGCACGAAAUGUAAUCAGAUUUGAUGAUGGCAAGAAGACCGAAGAAGAUAUUAUAAUGAAAAUCAAACAUGUGGUGUACAGGAUCCUUUUCAGUAUCUACCCGCAUGAGUUGGUCUAUUUUUA
Cuscuta epithymum is the source of this 494-nucleotide messenger RNA. NCBI's taxonomy places the organism in Eukaryota, Viridiplantae, Streptophyta, Magnoliopsida, Solanales, Convolvulaceae. The record is from the annotation of a GenBank genome assembly.